Messenger RNA from Solanum verrucosum, 444 nucleotides. Its product is annotated as ninja-family protein AFP3-like. The transcript is spliced from 3 exons. Gene Ontology annotation, cellular component: nucleus. The record is from RefSeq and is a predicted model, not a curated record. The coding region runs from base 1 to 393 and encodes 130 amino acids. Lineage: Eukaryota; Viridiplantae; Streptophyta; Magnoliopsida; Solanales; Solanaceae. Gene Ontology annotation, biological process: negative regulation of DNA-templated transcription; signal transduction.
AUGGAGAAAACUGAAGAAAAUAGAGAAAACUUGAGGAAUGUGGAGCUGAAUUUAGCUUUGUUGUUUUCAGGUGAAUCAAGUGGAUCACAAAGAAGUGUUGCUUCAAAUUUAACCGAGCUUGAAUCCCAACAACCACCUAAUGGAUGGGAAAGUGCUAAAGAAGUUGGAGAGAAGCUGAGGAACUUCUUGCACUCCAUGCCUUGUGUUUUUUAUGAUGGACCAAAUGGAAAGAAGACUAAAGGAUACUUAUUAUACUCGUCUGUGAGGAGAGAAGAUCUAAAGAUAGUUUGUAGUUGUCAUGCUAGUUUUCUGACCCCCGCUGAAUUUGUCAAACAUGGUGGUGGAGGUGACGUUGAAAACCCUUUAAAGCAUAUAGAUAUAGUUCUUGCCUGAAAAAUGGACUAGCUGCUUUAAUAUGGUUGUUAUUUGAUCUUUUCCUUUGUU